AAGCAAAAAAUCACAACUUAGCAAAAGGAAAUAGAAAAGGAAAGAACCAAAUUUUUUUGAUUAAAAUGGCGACUAUGCUUACCGGCGGAGUGGGGGUGGCAGCGGUCGUUCCUCGUCGUACUUCUCGAAUUCCGGUGAUGUCCUCGUCGGAGACACGUGUCAGCGUAGAUACAGCAGAUUGGGUGAAAGCCACUUCCAGCUUCUUUGACCAGGAUUCCCGCCCAAUCAUGCUCUUUGACGGUGUUUGCAACCUAUGCAAUGGUGGUGUGAAGUUUGUUCGUGACAAUGACCGCAAUAGGAAAAUCAGAUAUGAAGCUCUACAAAGUGAAGCAGGAAAGAAUUUGUUAAGGAGAUCAGGAAGAGCUCCUGAUGAUAUAUCAAGUGUUGUCCUUGUUGAAAAAGAGAGAUCUUACAUCAAGUCUGAAGCUGUAUUAAAGAUCAUGGAAUACAUAAAUUUACCAUUCCCACAGAUGGCAUUCUUCCUGAAACUUUUACCUUUGCUCGUUCGUGAUUUUGCAUACGACAAUUUAGCAAACAACCGUUACAACAUUUUUGGUAAGUCAGAGUCGUGCGAGAUUUAUUUAGAUCAGUGAAUGUCAUCAAUUUCUUCCUUGAGAAUUUCGUACAUCUAAUCCUGAUACAUGUAUAUAGUACAGUACUAGAUUAGAUCCCGUGCACGCACGGAUUUUGAUCAUUUUUUUUUCACAAAAUAUUUAAAUGAAUAUCUCCCAAACUACUGCGUAGUUAUAACAUUUUUAACAUACUCGUUUAAAUUAAUUCAUAUAAUAUGCAUAUUUAAAAUGCUAAUAUGGUAAUUUGACUAAAAUAUUGAUUGAUAUAUUUUUUACUAUUACUAUAGCGAUUUGACUAAAAUAUUACCAAUUUAGAAUAAAUAUUAUUACGUCGUAUCUAUUAUUGCCAUAAUUUAUAAACUAAAUUUUGUUACCAUUCAUAAAUUGCUUAUGAAAAAGGUAGAGAAUAAAAAUAAAAUAAAACAGAUACAUGUUUUUUGGGAAAGUGGUUUUGGCGGGAAAAAAUCGCACCAGGAAUUGACACGUGUCAUUCCUGGUGUCUCUUUUAGUAUAUAGUAAUAGUGUUACAUUGUCAUGCUCAGAAUGCAUUUAGAUGGUAUAUUUCUACAAUUUGCACCAGUGUAGGUAUUGCUAUGUGAAAAUUGAUGAAGCGCUUUGCUUAGCUUUCUGACUGAAAUUGAACCUUUUACUUAAUAAGGGACUAAAGGAGGAUAUUAUUAGAUAAGUCAUUGUAAAUAUAUACACAAAGAGGUAUUUACAACUUUCUUGAACGCAUUAAUUAGCUGAAAGUUUUGAGGAACAGAACAUGAUUUCUUGUUCUUGUUAACAACCAAUGAAAAACUACAAAAUCACGAAAAACAAAUACUUCGUGCAAAGAACUGCUUAUGGUUCUGAAACCAAUAAAUGAACAGAACACAGAGAAACUUAAAAGGAUAGGGUUAAACUAGAGGAAGGAAAAGAAUGAAACAACAUUGAUGCAGGCAAACUCAACAGUAAAAAAAGUUCUGAUGUUGAUAAAAGCUUGUAAGAAUCUGGAUUUUCUUUGUCGGUGGUGAUCCAGUUAGGUUUAUUUCAGUGUAGAACAUCAAUAAGUUUCUGAUGGUUGAUGUUGUGAAAAACAGAAUUAUUCUAAUAACCUAAAGCUAUUCUGAUUUCUGGUCUCCAUUGAUUUAAAUAGCUCAAUAAACCCAUAUGCAUAC
Messenger RNA from Spinacia oleracea (spinach), 1732 nucleotides. Its product is annotated as DCC family protein At1g52590, chloroplastic. NCBI's taxonomy places the organism in Eukaryota, Viridiplantae, Streptophyta, Magnoliopsida, Caryophyllales, Amaranthaceae. Gene Ontology annotation, molecular function: protein-disulfide reductase activity. Bases 66 to 593 code for a protein of 175 amino acids. The transcript has 5 exons. The record is from RefSeq and is a predicted model, not a curated record.